Messenger RNA from Menidia menidia (Atlantic silverside), 1365 nucleotides. Lineage: Eukaryota; Metazoa; Chordata; Actinopteri; Atheriniformes; Atherinopsidae. The record is from the annotation of a GenBank genome assembly.
CUGAUUGCAAACACCUCGCUUUUUAGCAGCUGCUUCUGCACCGUGGAUCCUGAAGCAAAGACUACAGCUGCAGUCAUGGCAUCGGCAGGCUAUGGAUACUACAGAAGCACCAUAUUUCUGGCCAUGUUUGUGGGCUACACGCUGUAUUACUUUAAUAGAAAGACUUUCUCCUUUGUGAUGCCCUCUCUGAUGCAAGAAAUCAAGCUGGACAAGGAUGACCUGGGAAUGAUCACCAGCAGUCAGUCUUUGGCCUACGCUAUCAGUAAGUUCAUCAGCGGCGUGCUGUCUGACCAGAUCAGUGCCCGCUGGCUCUUCUCCAUUGGCCUGUUCAUGGUGGGAGGCAUCAAUGUGGUCUUCUCUUGGUCCUCCACUGUCGCUGUCUUCUCUGGCCUGUGGUUUCUCAACGGCCUGGGCCAAGGCCUGGGCUGGCCUCCCUGUGGCAGGGUGCUGCGGAAGUGGUUCGAGCCGUCCCAGUUCGGGACCUGGUGGGCCGUUCUCUCCUGCAGCAUGAAUCUGGCCGGCAGCCUGGGCCCCAUUAUUGCCACGGUGCUGGCCCAGAGCCACAGCUGGAGGGCCAUCCUGUCCGUCUCCGGAACGGUCUGCUUGGCCGUCUCCUUUCUGUGCCUGCUGGUGAUCAAGAACGAGCCCAGAGACGUGGGGCUGCCCAACGUAGAGGCGUCCAGCAAAAAGGGCAAAGGAGGGUCCUCCAGCAAUGAGAGCACCCUGUCGGAGUUCCUGCUGUCGCCGUACCUGUGGCUGCUGUCUGUGUCCUACCUGGUGGUGUUCGGGGUGAAGACGGCCUGCACGGACUGGGGCCAGCUGUUCCUCAUUCAGGACAAGGGCCAGUCCACGCUCAUGGGUAGCUCAUACAUGAGCGCCCUGGAGGUGGGAGGCCUGCUGGGCAGUCUCGCAGCAGGCUACCUCUCUGACAAGGCUGUGGCCAGGCAAGGGAUGAAAGUCUAUGGCAACCCCCGCCAUUUCAUCCUGAUCUGGAUGAUGGCUGGAAUGUUUGUGUCCAUGUACCUGUUCAGGGUCACGGUAACUCCCGACAGCCCGAAGAUAUGGAUACUUAGCCUGGGGGCCGUUUUUGGCUUCUCCUCCUAUGGACCGAUCGCAUUGUUUGGCGUAAUAGCCAAUGAGAGCGCCCCAUCCAACUACUGUGGGACAUCACAUGCCAUAGUUGCCCUGAUGGCCAACAUUGGGGGCUUCCUCUCUGGAUUACCAUUCAGCACUAUUGCCAAACACCAUGGCUGGGAAACGGCCUUCUGGGUUGCAGAGGUCACCUGUUUGGUCACCACCAUUGGAUUCUUCUUGUUACGCAAUAUUCGAACCAAGAUGGGACACGUGUCAAAGAAGGAAGAAUAA